AUGCCGUCCUCGAUUGCCAUCACGGUGCCCUCAAAGAGCACGCUGGAUGUCUUCUGUUCAACCAACAAGGUUUCGCCGGCAUCAAUAGUAAAGCUAGCGUUUGCAACAGUGGUUCAUCGAUACUUCGAUCUUCCCGAGUUCACCUGCGCCGAAGUUCUUUCAAAAGACCAUGAUGACCACACACGCGACACAAUAAUCAGGAGCCGGCAGGUGCAAUACGUCCCAGAGCUCGCCUCUACCACCUCAAUCCGCGCGGCUUUCUCUCUCAGAGAGACAGACCUGCCGUCCGACAAUGACUUGGCGCCGCUCCUGGUCAAUCUUACUCUCGCUGCAACGCCAAACGGCGGACUGCUCGCCAAUAAGCCCACAGCAAGCCUCGUCCUCACGAAAAUUGUUUUCACUCCAAUGGAGGCAUUAUGUUCUAGCCUUGCUGCACAGAAAAACGGCCAAGGCCUUGUUGUAUGCUUUGACGAAGUGUCACUGUCGGCACAUAUGCUCUACAAUAUCGAUCAAGUCUCUGAAUUUAUGGCCACAGGGUUCGCGGACGCCUUUUCUGCAUCUCUUCAAUGCAUAUCCUCCAUCCCAAUCGAUACGGUCAUUGCAGACUUGGAUAUCUGCGGAGCGCAAAGCCGAGCAACUAUAUCCAAGUGGAACCAGCAUUCCACAAGUGUUCACAAUAAACUGCUCCAUGACUUGGUAGGACAGGGUUUCAUCCACAAGCCUGAUGCAAUAGCCAUUCUAUCCUGGGAUGGGCAAAUGUCGUAUUCGGAGCUGGAUAAGCGCUCUUCUGCCCUUGCAGCAUAUCUCAUGGACACGUAUGAUUUGAAGCUGGGUAAAAAAGUGGCUAUAUGCUUCGAGAAAUGUACCUGGGCCAUCGUUUCCAUGCUGGCAAUACUCAAAGCUGGAGCGGCAUAUUGCUGUCUCGAUCCGAGCCAUCCACGCGCCCGUCACGAUUCCAUUAUCCACACGCUCAAAGCACCGCUCGUACUCACGUCUACUCUAUACGAAGGCUGUUUUGAUGGGCACUGCGUGUUGGUCCCGACUGUGGAGCUUGUCCGCCAACAACGUCACUACCGGCCAACAAACGUCCAGCCGAGCGAUAUAUGCAUCGUGGCCUUCACUUCCGGUAGCACUGGAAAUCCCAAAGGCAUCGUGCAUACACACAACUCUCUGGUCACGGGUAUUAUUUCCAAUGCCACUCCGCAGUAUCUCGAUCGGGAAGGUGUUUCAACCUAUCAGUGGUCGAGUUUCACCUUCGAUGUCAGCAUGAUAGAGAUCUAUGCACCUUUGAUCUAUGGCGGACGGAUUUGUAUUCCCUCAGACGAAGAGCGCCUCAACAAUGUGGAGGAGAGCAUGAAUCGAAUGGCCGUCAACUGGGCCUACUUCACUCCAUCCUUUGCGCGCUUAUUCGCACAGUAUAACCUUCCCAGUCUGCAGACCUUGCUCAUGGGAGGCGAGGUCGUUACUUCCGAUGAUAUCAAUGCGUGGAACGAUCGCGUCAAGGUCAUUCAUUCAUAUGGACCGGCCGAGUCGGCUACUUUUUUCCUGGCCGAGUUCAAUGGUCCUUGCCCCAAAAUUGUACCUAUCGGACCAGCCCCUAACACAUAUGCUUGGAUCGUGGACCCUGACAAUCCUGAGCUUCUGUCGCCUCUAGGUGCAAUCGGAGAGAUGCUCUAUGAGGGCCCUGGUCUCCUGAAAGAAUAUCUCGGGGACCCCAAGAAGACGAAGGAAGUCUUAAUCGACGCCCCUUCGUGGAGGCGGAAUCUUGAUGCUCCGGCCUCGUUGUUCAAGCUCUACAAAAGCGGUGAUCUUGUGCGCUAUCUGCCUGAUGGUACAAUGAUGUAUAUUGGACGGAAAGACACGAUGGUCAAAGUGAGAGGACAGAAGCUCGAAGUCGAAGAAGUAGAAUCGGUCAUACGCAAAAGCCUAGGUCGAUCAAGGCAAUUGGCUGUCGACGUGGUCUCGUCGGUUGAGAAGGAUCAACAGGUUGAUGCAAAUAUCAAAUCGAGGCUUCCAAUAACUGGUGAUGUCGCCGUUGACUUGGUGGAAUUGCACGAUAGUGGACCCAGGCUGGUAGCGUUCCUAAAAUGCUCAGAGGAUCGAGAUUUGGGUGGAAACAACAACGGCGGAGGCUCUGGUACGCUUCAGUCGAGCUCUGUAUCGGAUGAGAAGUUGAGCAUACUGAUUGCCCAAAUCCGCUCUCGUCUCAACGAGACUCUGCCUGAAUAUAUGGUUCCUCGGAUAUACAUACCUCUCGCCACGCUUCCAAUCAAUUCGAAUGGAAAGGUCGACCGUAAGAAGCUCAAGGAGCAUGCUCGGAGCCUUUCGACAAGCGAGCUGUUCAAGUACACUGAAUCUGGUUCGAGCGAGGAAGUCCUGACCGAGAUACCCCAGGAUGAUACAGUCGCGCUCGAGGUCAGUGAGAUACUUGUCAAUGUCCUCCGCAGGCCAGAGUCAAAGGGAGAGAGUCCUCUAAAGGGAAAGAAUGCCACAUUGGAAAAUUUAGGCCUCGACUCGCUACGAACUGUUUCACUUGCAAGGUCAAUUAACGAUUUUUAUGGCCUCAACAUCCCAGUCAAGACUUUUAGGAGGGCCAACCUGAACGUUCGGGAUAUCGCCGAGAUUGUACGCAGCUGGGACCAGGUUGUCCCGCAAUCUGAAGAACAAGCCAGAGCGGCCAAUAUCUUGCAAGACAUCGAGGAGCUUGACAAAGAAAUGGCAGAAGUGCAGCCCAACCAACACGUCCUGCCAAAGAUAAGGUUGCAAACAGGUAAAAGUGUGGUAUUCUUGACAGGGGCGACGGGUUUCCUUGGCAGCCAAAUCCUUCGACAGCUGCUGGCUCUUGCCAGCGUAUCGAAAGUGAUCGUGCUAGUUCGGGCGAGAGAUGCCAGUGUCGGCUUUCAACGGAUCGUGGCAGCCGGCACCACCGCUAGAUGGUGGUCACCUGCGCUGGCAAGCCGUGUUGAAGUCUGGCCAGGAGACCUUGCACAGCCGCGGCUGGGUGUUUCCAUGGAUCAGUGGGCACGCCUCGAGGGCACAUGUGUCCAGGAGUCAGAAGGAGUCACCGCCAUCAUACAUAACGGAGCCGUUGUGAACUGGUCCUCGAGCUAUGAGCGACUGCGUGUGACGAACGUCCUCAGCACUAUGCAACUCUUGAAGCUCGCGUUGGUGGGAUCUGGACCCCUGCAACACUUCACCUACAUCUCGGGCGGCGAUAUGCACCUUUCAGAGAUCGCAGUAAGAGACGACUCCUCUCAUCUCUCAUCCGCAAACGGCUAUUCGCAAUCCAAAUUUGCAUCUGGUGUUCUAGUUGAUCGGUGCAUGGCUCGGGCUCCCGCUGGCCAGCGUAUCAACACGGUCAAGCCCGGCAUUAUCAUCGGAACAGCGACCGAAGGUAUCGCUAACACAGAUGACUUCAUCUGGCGGCUAGUCGCAGGGGCAUGUGAAGCCGGGGCCUUCGUUGAUGGCGAGCAGGACGCGAUAGUUUCCCUCGCGGGGGCAGAUCAUGUCGCGCAACGCAUCAUCCAUGCGUGCCUCGGUAGCCAAUGCGAGCGCGAUAGCGCACCCGAGGCUCUGAAAAUGACUGAAGGAAUCCCCGUGCGCGAAUUCUGGAGGGUAGUCUCGGAGGGUACUGGACUGAAGCUGCGCGCGAUAGACUCCGACGAGUGGCUCCGGGUGGUGAACGCGAAUGUGUCCCGGCAAGGGUCUUCACAUCUCCUCUGGCCUGUCAUGGAAUGGGUGGAACAGCGCAAAGGAAGAAUCGGCGAUGCCCGUCUGACGAUGUGUAACGCAAGCAGCUGCAGUGGUCACUGUCUCGAUCCGGGUUAUAUCGCAGCAUGA
Molecule: messenger RNA, 3840 nt
Organism: Neoarthrinium moseri
Lineage: Eukaryota; Fungi; Ascomycota; Sordariomycetes; Amphisphaeriales; Apiosporaceae
Exons: 3
Coding region: 1-3840 (1279 amino acids)
Source: RefSeq, a predicted model, not a curated record